Messenger RNA from Echinococcus granulosus, 420 nucleotides. RefSeq lists its product as hypothetical. NCBI's taxonomy places the organism in Eukaryota, Metazoa, Platyhelminthes, Cestoda, Cyclophyllidea, Taeniidae. The transcript is spliced from 3 exons. The record is from RefSeq and is a predicted model, not a curated record. Bases 1 to 420 code for a protein of 139 amino acids.
AUGGAAUGUGUGAAAGACUUUGACGCUAAAACCAUCGAAUCCAAUUUCAAAUGCUUGCCCAUUAGGGAAAUAAUUACACCAACAAAAGUUAGUGCAGAAAAUUUAAGGAAAAUAAUGAAUGGCAUUUUUAAUCAAUUUUGUGUCCAAAUUUCUCGUCAUUUUCUCUUUCGGAAUCGAAAAAUGCAAACUUUACAUAUUGUAAUUUAUCCGGCGACUUUGAUUCGUGAAUGGGACCCACCUAUGAGGGGCAAUUUUAAAAUUGGUAGAUUUUUGGGAAGUAAGUUUUUUCUUGAGGCAACUCAAAAGAAUGCGAAAUUGAAUUACCUGUCAUUUGAAGCAAUUGCAAAUAUGGUGCGAUAUCUACUUGAGAAUUGUGCUUUUAAUAACACCAGUGACCUCUAUCGUGGUCAAAUCGUUUAA